CCGUCCCCGGCUGAGACUGCUCCUUCGUCCUCCCUCAGUCUCUUCCCGCCGCGCCCCACUCCCCGCGAAGGGGCCGGGGAUCCGUGGGCUGCCCACCCCGCCGGAGCAGCCCUCCCGGGAGCUCUUUCUCUGGUGGGGCGGGGGGGAACCCCUCUCCCCUAGCCCAGCCCGGCCCGGAGCGGCGCGUCCCGCCCUCAGACGCGCUCGCUCCCCACGCCGCCGCCCCCGUAAGUACCGGGCGGCGCGGCCCGUCGGGCGGCGCAGAGCGGCGGGGAUGGGUCCCCGCGGCGGCCGCGGGCUGUACGUGGGGCGGAGGACCGCCGCCCUGCUGGCCGCUCUGCUGCUGGCGCUGCUGGCCGCGCUGCUGGCGCUCGCCGCCCUCUACGGGCGCUGCCGGCAGGAGGCGCCGACGCCGCCGAGCCCCUCGCCCGCAGCCCCCGGCUUCGCCGCGCCCCCGGGACCCGCUGCCGCGGUCGGCUCCGGCCGCCGCCUGCCUCGCCAGCUCCUGCCGCUCCAUUACGACCUGGAGCUGUGGCCGCGGGUGCGGCCCGGUCAGGCGGGGCCCUUUACCUUCAGCGGGCAGGUGAACAUCACGGUGCGCUGCCGGCAGGACACGGACACGGCGGUGCUGCACAGCUCCGGGCUGCGGAGCCUCAGGGCCGACGUGCGCGGUCCCUUGCCCGGGAUGGGCACCGCCGUGGAGGUGGCGGAGCUGCGGCAGGAGGUGGCGGGCGAGCUGGCGGUCCUGGAGUUGCGCGGCCGGCUGCGGGCCGGGCGCCGUUACGUACUGCAGCUGGGCUUCGAGGGCAGGCUGGAGGAGGACCUCGACGGGCUCUUCCUCACCCGCUACACCGACCAGGGACGGAGCAGGCAGCAAGGGAUCAGACGAUACCCGUGUCCAGUACCUGGCAGCCACAGUCUGGCUCAGUCUUCAUCCUGGCCUCACACAUGUCUGUGUAGCACAGGCAGCUCCUUACCUCCUCUGCCUGCAUCUGUGGGGAGCACACAACAUCUUAAAUAUGUUUUUGGGCAUGAGUUUAAAGAUGUUAACCCCAUGCAGUUUCAGAGUAUGCUGAUUGCCUCCCAACUGGAACCAACAUAUGCUAGGACAGUUUAUCCAUGUUUUGAUGAACCUGCCAUGAAGGCCACAUUUAAUAUCAGAAUUGUCCAUGACCCAAGCUAUGUGGCUCUUUCCAACAUGCCUGCUAUUGAUGUAUCUGAAAUGGCUGAUGAAAAUGGAAGCCUGUGGACUGUUACCACAUUUAACACUUCCCUGAAAAUGUCAACUUACUUGACUGCAUUUGUGGUCUGUGAUUUUGAUUAUGUCACCAGAACUGAGCGGGGAAACGAGAUACGUAUUUGGGCUCGGAAAGAGGCAGUUAGAAAUGGGUAUGUUGACUAUGCUUUAAAUAUCACAGGCCCAAUAUUUUCAUUUCUGGAAGACUUACUUAAUGUCAGCUACCCUCUGCCAAAGACAGAUCUGGUUGCACUGCCUGAGUUUGGAGCAGGUGCUAUGGAAAACUGGGGGCUAAUUACUUUCCAAGAAUCAUCGUUGCUGUACCUCCCAAGUGACAAAUUCACAAGCAGAAAGGCAAUGAUUGCCAUAAUUAUGUCACAUGAGCUAGGACACCAGUGGUUUGGAAAUCUGGUUACGAUGAACUGGUGGAAUGAUCUGUGGCUUAAUGAGGGACUGACAUCUUACUUUGAGUACCUGGGAGCAACCUUUGUUGAACCCAAGCUUUCACUGGAUAAAAUCUUUUAUGAUCAUGUUGUCCAGCCUGUCUUAAGGGAAGACAAUGAAAUAGGAGUUCGAUCACUGUCAGAGAGUGAAGACAAGAUCAAAGACUCAUUUGCUUUAAUGUCUCUGUUUGACAGCAUCACAUACAACAAGGGGGCUUCUAUUACCUGGAUGCUUUCCUGUUUCCUGUCUGAGAAGCUGUUUAUCAGAGCACUCACAUUGUACCUGGAAGAAUUUUCCUUCUCAAAUGCUAACCAAGAUGAUCUCUGGACCCACAUACAGAUGGUUGUAGAUGCACAGGAUGAAGUUCAGUUGCCAGCAUCUGUAAAACAAAUAAUGGAUUCCUGGACAUGUCAAAACGGGUUUCCAGUUUUAACAUUAAAUCUAACCACUGGCACAAUCAGUCAGGAACAAUUUCUUAAUAAAAAAAAUGAAAACAGUACUGAUUCUUACAAUAACACAUGGAUUAUUCCUAUUUCUUGGAUGAGAAAUGGAUCAUCCCAACCCUUACUGUGGCUAGAUAAAAGCAGCAAAGUGUUUCCUGAAAUGCAAGUGUCGGAGUCAGAAUAUGACUGGAUCCUGCUAAAUGUAAAUUUAAGUGGCUACUACAGAGUGAACUAUGAUCAAUUAAACUUAAAAAGAUUAGCACGCUUGCUUGAAAAUGAUCCAAAGGCUAUUCCUGCUGUCAGCAGGAUCCAGCUGAUAGAUGAUGCUUUUGCACUGACACAGUUUGGAUACAUUGAAAUUGAAACAGCACUUGAACUAACAAAGUACCUUGCCAAAGAAGAUGAACUCUUCAUAUGGAAUGUGGUAUUGUCAAACCUAGUACCCAAGAAUUUGGAAAGUACUCUGAAGAACUAUGAAUUGUACCCACUUUUAAAGAAAUACCUUUUAAAGCGGAUGUUGCCAAUAUACCAUUAUUAUGCAAGUUUUAUUCAUCAAAAUGUUGAUGCUUUGGAAGAUGACUAUUUUGCUCAACUGUAUUUGGAAAAACUUUUUGGAACAGCAUGCUGGCUGGGCCUCCAGGACUGUUUGAACCUGUCGUCUGAGCUGUAUGCUAAGUGGAUGGACAACCCUGACUACAAAAUUCCCUUUUUAAUUAGAAGAACCGUCUGCUGCUAUGGUGUUGCAGUGGGAAGUGAUAAAGAAUGGAAUUUUGCAUGGGAAAUGUAUAACCAUUCUGACACCACAAAGGAAGAUAAAGACAUCCUGCUCUCUGCUAUGAGCUGUGCCAGAGAGUCAUGGUUACUUUACAGGUACUUGCAAUAUGGACUCAGCAAUACAUUAUUUUCUUCCAAUUGCACUCCAAAUGUCAUCUUAUAUGUAGCGACAAAGGAUAUUGGGCACCGUAUAGCCUGGGAAUUUGUUACAGAAAAUUGGCCACUUUUAAGUGAAAGGUAUGGGAAGGAAUUAUUAUAUGAGGUAUUAAAAGUCAUGGGAAGAUUUGUCAAUACAGAUGUACAGAUACAAGAGUUGCAGGUUUUUUACAAUGCUACACUGGAAGAGGAUGAGAGAGUGGCCAUUACUCUACUGCUGGAGUUUACAAAAGUUGAAAAUAUGGGAAGGAGAGAACUAUUUAUCAAAGCUGCCAACUGGUUACAGAAAAAUGUAGAUGAUUGACUUGAAACACCAUUUCCAGUAUAUUUUAGAGUGUGAUCCACUAGUAUUUUGAUAUUCAUUUUAAGAUGUAAUUAAAGAUAAAGCAUA
Columba livia (rock pigeon) is the source of this 3445-nucleotide messenger RNA. It is a transcript of the gene LVRN, whose product is annotated as laeverin. The transcript has 21 exons. The record is from RefSeq and is a predicted model, not a curated record. Gene Ontology annotation, cellular component: cytoplasm. NCBI's taxonomy places the organism in Eukaryota, Metazoa, Chordata, Aves, Columbiformes, Columbidae. Gene Ontology annotation, biological process: proteolysis; peptide catabolic process. Bases 275 to 3358 code for a protein of 1027 amino acids. Gene Ontology annotation, molecular function: metalloaminopeptidase activity; zinc ion binding; peptide binding.